Linum trigynum is the source of this 3251-nucleotide messenger RNA. The record is from the annotation of a GenBank genome assembly. NCBI's taxonomy places the organism in Eukaryota, Viridiplantae, Streptophyta, Magnoliopsida, Malpighiales, Linaceae.
CAUUCUAAACUGAGCUCGUCGCGGGAAAGGAAAUUAGAGCAAACGAGUGAGGAGGGAAUUUGAUUAGUUUCCGUUUUCACUUGCAGAAAGGGAGAGCUACUUCUCCGCCUCUUUCCUCCGCCGCCGGGAAAGCUACACUAAGUUCCGCCUCCGUGAAUUCAUCGGGAAAGGUACGUUCUGAAGGUCUCUUAUUGUGAUCUUUCGUUAAAUAUCCAUUUGUGCUCUUGAGCUCUGAAUCUCGCCCCCUCCGUCCAACGAGAAGUAGGAUUAGGGUUGGAAGAAUUUCAGUCGAUUGAUUGAUAGAAUUUUCUCCAUUUCUGGAGAACCUGAUCUGUGAAUGCUGUAAUUGGUUUAAUGAAGGUGCAGCUUAUGAGAGAUAAGCAUUGAAAUUCGUGAACUGGGUGGGUUGAUGGCUUAUGAGAUUUUGUAUUUGUUCAUACGCUGAAAAUGAUGGGGGUUGAAGUUGGAUUUCUAAAGUUUUGUUUCAUCCUCCUUAAAGUUUUGAUCUUUUGCUUUUUCAGAGUUAUGGCAAUGAACCAUAUAAGGUCCUUGAGGAGUGUGGUGAUUAGUAAAGAAGUAGUCGGAGUGAGAGCAUUUGCUGCGGCAGGUGGUAAGGCAAAGAAGGGAUCGAAGGGUGGGGCUUCUGCAGAUGCACCAAAAGCUUCCAGUCUUAGUAAAGAAGUGAAGUCUUCGACGACAGUUGGUGCCAAUAUUCUUAAGGAUGGUACAGAUCCUAAAGUGAUGGCUGAUUCGGAUUACCCCGAUUGGCUAUGGCAUCUUCUCGAUAAGCGCCCAGCGUUGAGUGAGCUGAGAAGGAAGGAGAAAGAAUCACUGCCGUAUGAAGAUCUGAAGCGCUACUUCAAGCUGGAGACGCGGGCUGGCAUCAAAGAAAACAACUCUAUUAAGGCCAAGAAUUGAUGAAAAAUGGGAUUCGUAAAACAGGCGCUCGUGCUAUCACUAUAAAGGUCCAUUUCUUCUCCGGGAUUAGCUUCUGAUUUGAGUUUUUUGUAUGAGCUAUGAAUAUGAAAGAUUGAACUUGGGAGCUUUUUCAAUCUGAUGCGAGUCUUUUUUUUUUUUUUUUUUGGUUAUCUCUUGAUUAUUGUUAGGACCCAUGAACCUUUGCUGAAAGUGGUUCAUUAGUUGACUGGACAAUGCUGAAAUGCCUGGGUAGAAACUGUUUCUUUCACUCAACAAUUUCUCCUAGGUGAAAAGUGAGAAAGUUGUCAUGAUGCAUUACUACUUUGGGUAGACAUAUCUGUUUGUCUGCCCCAAACACUAAUCACCUUAGUGCUUUUGUUUAAAGAUGGGAUGUCUUUGACAUUCUUUUCUAAAGUAAUUUCCAUCUGAACUGUUGCAUGAUUGAAUUGGUGUGGGAAUCAUUCUAGAUACCCACCAGCUAAGACUGCGAUAAUGUAUGCAACUUGAUAUGCGAGAAUCACAUGAUCUUGAUCUCUGCUGAUCAUAGUUUUUGUCGCAACUACAGAACUGCAAGGUUCGUAGAACCUCUUCUGCUGUUAUUGGGUUACUGUCUUCUUCCUUUCUGUCAUUACUUUGCAUUUGCAACAUCUCAACCAGAAGCAAAUCAGCUGCAGAAGGUUCAUUGAACCAACAUUCCGUGUGGCCCAUGGGGGUUGACAAUGGCCAUUGAACUAGAAAGGCUUUGUGGAAGCCAGCUCCAAGCCAUAGCCUACUGUUCUUCCUUUUCCUUAACCCUUAUCAACUCUGAUCUCUCUACUACCCUUUGAGAUAUUCCAUAAGCCCUACUUGCUUUCCUCCUUUUUUCUGCUUUCUAUCAUCGUCUCAAUGGCCCUUGUGUCUACCAUGAAUGAGUGUACUACUGUUUUGGGGAAGUUUUUAUUCUUAAACAAUGUCUGAGCCUUUUGCUCUUUUGCCAUUGCUGUGACUGGAGUUUGAUUUGAGAUUGAGAAUGAUUUUAAUAAUAUCAGUAGUAAGGACUAAAGACAUGAAUGAUGAUGAGCAUGUUGUCUUGCUAACUUUUAUGAUUAGGUGGUUCUUGUUUAAAGUCACGCUGGCCCAAUUGCUUUAUUUUUGAUGAGUUACCAACUGAAAUAAUGAACUCUGCAACUGUGCUCCACAGGUCACCAGCUCUCACUCGCUCAAUUUAUCGCAUUCAUGGUUUCUGGCUUGUUUGGGUCCUCAAUGUCUGGUACAACCUUCACCAUUUGGCUAUUGUCCCUGCCAUGAUUUCUGACCCUCAAGCUUUACCUAUUUUUAUGUCCUCAAUCAAGACCUUUAGUAAAAAGGCUAUCCACAGUUGUUAGGAUGGGACGAUGAUACAAUGGUUGUUAUAGUAGUCUAUAGGAAGUUUCAUACCUCCAUGAGAAGAAUUCGACUUAACUUCAGGUUAUAAUCGUGAUUUGGGUUUAAAGGUCAAAUGAGAAUGCUUAUGUGUGAGAUAAAAGUAAAGAGAAAUACGAAAGAGCAAUCUUACAUGAGACAAAGAUUUAUGUAGUUUGACAAAUGUGUGUAAUGUUUUUCUCCGUUAAAAUGUCGUUUAAUUACGAUUAAGAAAUUGUAUGGUUUUUUCUUUUAUACAAGUCUAGUAGUAGGAACCCAUUUUCUUUCAAUAGGUGAUGUGGGCCUUAGAUGCUAAGUUAGGUUGUGAUAGUGUGGUGGCCCUAAGCCUAAACCAUACACCAACAUGGCAACAUGUAGGAAUGAAGGCUGUCAAACCAUUAGGUUACAUCUCCCACUCACUCUCAUCUAAUUAGAGUUUAAGGCCAGCUUUACACGUUCAUGAGCUUUGAAAGAAAGGGAUACCCGACGAAACAAGGGAGUCCCAUGUCGUGAAAGGUCACUGUCUUAUCCUGCAAAGCAAAGAGGGCUGCUGAGUUAGAGAAGUACCAACAAUGGAGAGAAAGGGUGGGGGGGAGCAUGAAAAAAAAGAAGCAAAGGAGCAACUAUGCUGAUAGAUAAAAGCUUUUUGGGGACAUAACAUGCAGCAUUAUUGGUAUUGAAAGCAUGGCAAUACUACCUUCUAUACCGGCUUUUUUUCAAUGUGGGAGGUUCCAGAAGAAGCACAAACGAGAAGAGAGGAUUGAUAUAUAUUUGAAAGAAUAGCAAUGAGAAAAGAAGGAAGAGCAGAAAGUGGUAAAGCUGGCUCUCAUUCAAAUGCCCCCACUCUUUACCUUUUUAAAUACCCACCUAAACUUGGUGCUUAAUGAUUAGUUUAGUUAGCGGGUGGAUAUUCCUAAACCCAACCAAAUGGAGAAUCAACCACAAAUAUUAUG